This is a messenger RNA of Hydra vulgaris (swiftwater hydra), 2544 nucleotides long. The record is from RefSeq and is a predicted model, not a curated record. NCBI's taxonomy places the organism in Eukaryota, Metazoa, Cnidaria, Hydrozoa, Anthoathecata, Hydridae.
UUGGUUUCUAUUCAGAAGGUUUUUUGAAUGUUUAAUUCAAAUUAAAACUAAAGUAAACUACAAGCAGAACAUAAUCUAUUAUAUGGUAUUUCAAAACAUUUUAAUUAAAAUUAGAAAUUGCUAUUAUGGUCUGGUUAGUGUUAGUGAUUUUUCUUACAACAAUUGAAAAAAAUCAAUGUAAUCAACCAAAAUCAUCAAAGUUCUUCAAGCGGAAUGAUCUAUUAAAGGAUACUUUUAACAAGUUAUUUCAGGAUGUUCCUCUAAAAGAAAAAUUGCCUGAAUAUAUUCUUGAUUCACAAAAUGAAAUUUAUUCACAAGUGAAAGAACAAUUUGAUGUUGCAGAUGAUAUUUCUAAAAAGCUGGAUGAAAUGUCUAAGCUUCCCAACACUCAACAAAAAUUAGAAAUGCUAAUUAAUGAAGCUUCUAAGAAAAACAAGAAGAUACAAGAAAUCAAGAAUAUAUAUGACACUGUUAUGAAACUAUCAAAUGAUAAAAAUUUGCCUGAAAUAGUUGAUGGAGUUGUUGCACUUGGUGGAAGUCUCAUGGAAGUUGUUGAUGGUGUUGUUAGGGGACACUGGCAAGAUAUGUUAGAAGGUGGUCUCAAUAUAGUCCAGUCAUUAUUGGUUUUGGCUGGUCCAAUGGGGUCUAUUAUCUCAACUGCUAUGAGUCUAGUUUCUGCCAUUUUUGGUCUAUUUGGAGGUAGUGUAGGAAGUAAGAAAGUCAGUGAGAACCAAGAAGGAAUGAUUAAAAGGGUAAUUGAUGAUGCAUUAAAAAGAUCACGUGCAAAGGAAUUAAAAAGUGAUGCUGAAGGAUUAAAAAAAGAAAUCAAUUCUGUAAGAAACUCAAUUAAUCAAUUUCGAGAAGAGAGCAGCAUUACCGAAGAUCAAGCAACAUUACUUUACAAUCAGGCUUUUCUUGGAGUGAGUUUCUUUGGAAAGUUAAAAGUGUACAUUGAUGAAUACUGUGAUUGUACUUCUUAUAAAGGAGAUGAAGAUUCAAAAAGAGGCGAAUUUUCUGGUAGAUGUUUAGAAUUUCUUAAUCUGUACUCGGAUAUCUCUAUUUUACGACAAUUACUUAUUGCUGAUAUGGCUAGUGUCAUUGGUUCUUUUAAUAACAUGGACAAAUUAGCUGUCAACCUUUUGAAACUUACAGAUAAAGAGAAAGUUUCAGAUAAAGAGAUUCUUACAUUUUUUUUGGAUCCAAUAAAUAACAGAGCACAGCGUUUUUGUAUUUCGCAAUAUUUUGGAGCGCCAAACAGAUACCCAACUAUUCAAUUGUACCUCUCAAAGUUAUCAAAAAUUCCUGAAGGAAAACCAAUACCUGGUAAAGCUGUCAUAUGUUCAGCAAAAGAGCUUCUAGGAUUGUGUCAAGAACUGGAGUUAACCCAAUAUGAUGAUUUAAAAGAUUGGGAAAACAAAGUUAAAUCAUUAUAUGUUCCUCAGGGAGUGUUAGUGUAUGGAUUUAGCCAGAGAUUUCAAAACGGGGCAUCAUUUGGACCAUUUCCUGGGCCUACUGUAAUAGGAUUGACACCGGGCGAGUGGAAAUCUAUUCUUAUAGUUGAAAAUAAAAAUGAUAUUAAUCAAUUUGUUAGGAUUUGUGAGGCUGAAAAUAUGGAGCAGACAGGAAGAUGUGAUUUCCUUAAGGUGCAAGAAUAUCCCUUUCUACAAAUGGCAUUAGGGACUGAUCAUGGUGUGUGGACAAAACAGGGUAAAAAGUGUAUAUUUCCUUUCAAAGAUAAAGAUGGUUUACAUUAUAGUUGUGUUGAUGGUGCAACUCAAUUCUGGUGUGCAAUAGAUGUAAAGUCUGAUCUUGUAUAUUCUGAUUAUGGCGAAUGUUUGUUUCCUGAAACCUGGGAAAAUAAAGUUGAAUCAAUUUCUAUUCCAGAUGGCAUUCAAGUUGAAAUGUUUUCUGAUGUGCAGUUUAAAGGAAAAAAAAUUGGACCAUUUUAUGGACCAAAUACAAUAAACAAACUUUGUGGUGGAAAGGAAACUAAAUCCAUGAAAGUUUCUAAAACUGAUGUCAAAACUGCUGGGAUGGUUUUAAUUUGCUCAGAAAAGUCUUUUUCAGGAAUGUGUGACUACAUUGAACCUGAGAAAUAUUCAAAAUUGAUUUUUCACGGUUGUAAUUGGAAUGAAAAGAAAGCUAGUAUCAAAAGCAUACGUGUUCCCGAUGGACUUGCCGUUGCCAUGUGGACUAAAGUUGAUUUUGAAGGCAUGCCUUUCGGGCCAUAUACAGGUCCUGUUUCUGUUCCAGAAGUAGAUGAUGGAUACACUGCCAACGAAUUUCAAAUUAAUUCUAUGAAUAUUGAAAAAUUUACUAAAUCCGAUUUGGUAUAUGAAAAAUCGGAUUUUUCAGAAAAGCGAUCAAAAACUCUAAGUUAUUCUAAAAUUUCUAAAAUCAGUCGAGUUUAAAACAGGUGCCUCUUUCAAUACUAACUAUUUAUAUUCAUAAUUGACCUUUUAAAGUAAGUUGGAAGUUAUUAAGUGUUCUUAUUUAUGUAAAUCUAAAUAAAUAAAUGAAUUUAAAUAAAUAGUUACAAAAUUA